CUUUAUUCGUCGCUUCGGAUGCGUCUAUACCUGUCCGGCGCAAGCAGUAACAUGCAACUUUUAUUCAGGCGUGUAUACGCGUUUGCUGGAACCCCGUGAUAUUUCUAGCGUAGAAUAAUUUUUUGCAAAAAGUUUAUCGUAAACAUAUACGCAUGUAUAGAAGCGAAUUCAUCUAGCUAAAUGUUAAAUACACGUUAAUUAAAAAUUUAAUUCGUAUCGCUGGACAUGAGAAUAAGCUAUCAAAUAAAUUAAAGGGAAAUAACCACAAUUUGUUUUCGAUCUCAUCGACAUUUCGAUUCCUUGUGAAACGAAAUAAUCGAAACGAUUAACGAUAAUGUUUUUCGAAUUUUCCAAAUAAAACGAAAUAUUUCUUCGUCUUACUAUGAUAAUAACAAUUAAAGGAAUAUAUCUAAGUCGUAAAAAGACCUCUAUAAACAUUUACAUUGGAAACUUUCCUUAUCGUAAUUACUUGAGAUUACAAGGAACGUUUCUUCUUCCUUCUUCUUUUUGAGUUUUGCGAAAGACAAGGAUUCAAGAGAGGGAGAUAGAAACCGAGAGAACCCGAAGAGUUCCCUCGAAGAGAGUGAGUCACGUUCGUUCGUGAACGAGCACGUUUUUCCUAGUCGUUCGUUGACCGAGCUCGGGCAAUUGUCUGUGCAUUCGUUUGCUCCGUUUGCCAUACGUCGUAACUCCACGGUGCGCGUUGAGUUUCAAUGUGAAAAUUGUGAAAAACAAAGAAACAAAAAGUAAAUGUUUAACGUGUUUUUAUCUCUGUCUUAAGAAGAAUGUAUAAAAAGACGAACGUUCAUCGAAUGGCAAAUGACACGAUCGUCAAGUUUAUCCAACUCUAUCGAUCUUACGAGUGCCUCUGGAACGUCUCCUCCGAGGAUUACGGAAGCAAACUCUCGCGUAAUGCCGCAUUUGACAUGAUAUCACGGAAAAUGCAAAUACCGGGUUUCGGGCCGCGCGAAGUCGCCCGGAAAAUAAAGAACCUUAAAUCGGCUUACCAACAGGAAGUCAAGAAAAUCGAAAAAAGUGAAGAAAAACCAGGGACAGUAGGUGCCUUUCGACCGAGAGUCAUAUGGUUCGAUCUGCUCGACGACUUUCUUCGAAAGUCUGAGAAACCGUCGCAAUGUGACCUCCAAUUCGAUAACGAUCGAUCGAAUGAUCGAUCGAAAACGAUCCGGCAAACUUUCUACAGCGAUAAUCAAGGAAGAAACGUUACAAAUUUAAAGAAAAAUCUGUCUACGUACGAAUCCAGCUCGGAGAUCGAAAGCAGUUCUGCUUCAAAAAGAAAGGGAUCAUCGGUCGUCGAUGUCUUCCUCGAUGAGAGACGAAAAAGGAGAAGAAAGAAGGAAGAUAACGCGAUUAAAGUCGAUGAGUACAAAAGUUUUGGCAAAUAUGUAGCUGCGAGCCUUGGAAGAAUGCCCUUCGAAUACGCGGUCUCUGCUGAAACUGAAAUUCAUAGUGUCAUAAUAAAGUAUAAGGUUUACGCUAUGCGAAAAAUCGUUUAUCCGACAGCAAAAACAAUGACGACGACCAUCAGUACUCAUCGUUCCUCCACUUACCUACCACCUUCGAACUUUUCUUAAACACUUCGUCAUCGCACCAAAGAAACGCGACCUACGUAUAUAGUUCCAUCGAUAGCAUCGCAUUCGACUAGAGAGAAUCUUUAUCGUAUUAGCACUAAACAGCUAAUGCUGACAUCAUCUAUCUUUCGUCUUUUUCUACACUCUUACCUGUUCCUUUCCCCUUCCGCCGUUCUCAUUUGAAAAAGGAGAAGUUAUUUUUCCUUUUUGUACAUCUAUCAAUAAAAUAAAUUUAAAAUUUAAUAUAUAUUCUGUAACAUAUCAAUUGCAUUAAAAAAACACACACACAUUUUCUUUAAGCGUAAUAAGACAAGGUUAAAUCUCAUUGAAAGAAUCGUUUCGAAACUCGAAGGUCACGACUUAUAUGUAAUAACGAAAAUGUAAUUAUAU
Molecule: messenger RNA, 1979 nt
Organism: Vespula pensylvanica (western yellowjacket)
Lineage: Eukaryota; Metazoa; Arthropoda; Insecta; Hymenoptera; Vespidae
Exons: 2
Coding region: 786-1592 (268 amino acids)
Source: RefSeq, a predicted model, not a curated record